GAAAACGGAGAUCUUAGCAAAGUCGCAAAGUGCAAAAUCCUUGGAUUCACUAAAUUCCUAACUAAAUAAAGCAAAGACUACAGCUUCCAAAUCCAGUCAGAUAAGUCUUCCCUCAAGGAGAUGGCAUUGCCGAAUCCGAGUGAAAAUUAAUCUUAGUCAGUAAAUUCAGAAUAUUUGGUGAUUUUGCCGAAGUAGGAUAAAAGGGUCACCCUCGAGUCGUCGCUUCUGGCUUGCGCCUUAGUAGUCUUCUCUUGGUACGAAGGAAAGAACCUUCCAUAAGACUUUUGGUUACGGAUCCCACAACAUCAUCACACUUUAUAAAUCCACCGACUCACGCCCGCCAGAAGUGCACAUAUACAUCAAAUUCCGCAUCCGAAUAGGCCGAUCUUGCUCUGUCGCUGCUGCCUCCGAUGGCCACCCCGGAGGCAUACGGAACCAACCUCCCUUCAGUCCCGUCAUGGCUGAACAAGGGGGACAACGCCUGGCAGAUGACUGCCGCGACACUGGUGGGCCUCCAGAGCAUGCCGGGCCUGGUCAUCCUCUACGCCAGCAUGGUCAAGAAGAAGUGGGCUGUCAACUCCGCCUUCAUGGCCCUCUACGCCUUCGCCGCCGUCCUCAUCUUAUGGGUCCUCCUGUGCUACCGCAUGGCCUUCGGCGACGCCCUCCUCCCCUUCUGGGGCAAGGGAGCCCCUGCUCUUGGGCAGAGCUUCCUCGUCCGCCGCGCCAAAGUCCCUGAGACCGUCCGCCACCACCAGGACGGCUCCAUCAAGAAGCCCGCCACCGAGCCUUUCUAUCCGAUGGCCACUCUAGUCUACUUCCAGUUCACGUUCGCCGCCAUCACCAUGAUCCUACUGGCAGGGUCGGUCCUGGGCCGGAUGAACAUCCUUGCCUGGAUGGCCUUUGUGCCCCUCUGGCUGGUAUUCUCCUACACCGUCGGUGCAUACAGCCUCUGGGGGGGCGGCUUCCUCUACCAAUGGGGUGUAAUUGACUACUCCGGCGGCUAUGUCAUCCACCUCGCCUCCGGGAUCGCCGGCUUCACUGCAGCCUACUGGGUUGGGCCGAGGCUGAAGAGUGACAGAGAAAGGUUCCCGCCCAACAACGUCCUUCUUAUGCUGGCGGGUGCGGGUCUCCUAUGGAUGGGAUGGUCUGGGUUUAACGGCGGGGCUCCCUAUGCUGCCAAUAUCGACGCAUCCGUGGCCGUCCUCAACACGAACAUCUGUGCGGCCACGAGCCUCCUCAUAUGGACAUCGCUUGAUGUCAUCUUCUUCGGAAAACCAUCGGUCAUCGGAGCCAUCCAGGGAAUGAUGACCGGGCUUGCCUGUAUCACUCCCGGCGCUGGGGUGGUGCAGUCAUGGGCGGCGAUAGUGAUCGGAGUGCUUUCCGGUAGCGUGCCGUGGGUGUCGAUGAUGAUCCUUCACAAGAAAUCCACUCUUCUACAAAAGGUCGAUGAUACUCUAGGGGUGUUCCACACCCAUGCGGUUGCCGGACUCAUGGGAGGGCUUCUAACGGGGCUCUUCGCCGAUCCGGCUUUGUGCGAGCUGAUCGCACCGAUCCCAGACUCGAGGGGAGCAUUCUAUGGGGGAAGCGGCAGGAUACAGUUCCUGAAGCAGAUCGUGGCGGCCUUGUUCGUGAUUGGCUGGAACAUAGUUUCCACAUCUGCGAUUUGCCUGGCCAUAAAGUUGUUUGUGCCCUUGAGGAUGCCCGAUGAGCAGCUCAUGAUUGGAGAUGAUGCGGUCCACGGUGAGGAGGCCUAUGCUCUCUGGGGCGACGGGGACAAGUACGACCCCACGAACUCGAGUAACUGGCCCGGGCAGUCCUUCCCGGAGGCCAACCCGAUUAACAUGGCCUCGCCUUAUAUCAACGUGGCUAGAGGUGUGACGGUCAACUUGUAACUCAAACGUAGCGGUGAAUUGCGAUUCCCUUGUACAAGUGGGAAACCAUGAGUAUUGAAUUUGGGAAAAUUUUAGCUGACAAGUGAGAGUGGGAUUUCGAUAAGUGCCUGUAAAUAUUUUUCUUUUUCCUGUCCAAGUUGUAAUUCCAUUGACAUUUGAUUGUUAAAUUGUUUUUUUGUUAGGUAGA
Messenger RNA from Punica granatum (pomegranate), 2079 nucleotides. NCBI's taxonomy places the organism in Eukaryota, Viridiplantae, Streptophyta, Magnoliopsida, Myrtales, Lythraceae. The record is from RefSeq and is a predicted model, not a curated record.